Adineta steineri is the source of this 2154-nucleotide messenger RNA. NCBI's taxonomy places the organism in Eukaryota, Metazoa, Rotifera, Eurotatoria, Adinetida, Adinetidae. The record is from the annotation of a GenBank genome assembly.
AUGCAUAUUCCUAUCGAAACGGAAGACACGGCGCUUGUUAUUCGUGUAAAUCAAAAUCGGGAUCCAUUGCUGGUUUACAUUGGAAAACGACUUUGCAAUAGUACAGAAUAUGCAUCAAUUCCUAGCUUCGACGCUAAACAGCGUAAUGGUGAUUAUAGUGGACAGUACAGCGCGGCUUACACGCCAAGUGGUACGCGCAAUUUGCUGGAACCCGCUAUUCAAGUUAUUCAUGCUGACGGCAAUCCAUCGUUAGACUUAAAGUAUGUUUCUCAUAAGCAAGAUAUGGUAAAUGGCUCCAGUGCGAUCAUAUUGACCAAGAUUCAACUCAAAGAUCCAGUGUAUCCUUUCGAAGUAAUCCUUUACUAUAAAGCUUAUUACAAAGAGAAUGUUAUCGAACAGUGGACAAGUAUCAGACAUACAGAAACCGAUGUCGUACGUUUACAAAAGUACAGUUCAGCCAAUCUAUAUCUCAGUUCAGCUCACAGCUACUAUCUAACACAUUUUCACGGUGACUGGGCAAAGGAAUUAAAACCAGAAGAAAUGCUUCUCACUGCUGGUAUAAAAGUAUUGGAUACUAAACUAGGAACUCGAGCCGAUCUUUUCCAAGCACCUUCCUUUCUCUUAUCAAUGAAUCAGCCGAUAGACAAAGAUAACGAUGAUCAUGGCGAAGUCUUGAUUGGUACAUUGGCCUGGUCUGGUAAUUAUCAGAUACAGUUUGAAAUCGAUCCAUUGAAUAAUUUACGUCUUAUUGCUGGUAUCAAUCCAUACGCAUCAGAAUACAUCUUAGCUCCUGAUACGGAAUUUGUCACGCCUAGUUUUCUGUUCACCUAUUCAUACCAUGGUUCAGGUAUGGCUAGUCGAAAUUUACAUCGUUGGGCGAGAAAAUUUCGUAUUCCACAAGGAGAAGACACUCGACUUACCGUACUCAACAACUGGGAAGCAACAUUUUUUGACUUCAAUGAGAAUACGUUAGCUGCAUUGAUCAAAGAUGGUAAGAAACUUGGCGUUGAUUUGUUUCUUCUUGAUGAUGGUUGGUUUGGCAACAAAUAUCCCAGAAAUGACGAUCGAGCAGGUUUAGGUGAUUGGCAAGAAAAUGUUCUGAAAUUGCCGCAUGGUAUUGGCUAUUUAAUAAAGGAAGCUGAAGUAACUGGAAUUAAGUUUGGUAUCUGGUUAGAACCAGAAAUGGUUAAUCCAAAAAGUGAGCUAUACGAGAAUCAUCCUGACUGGGUAAUAAAAGCACCUAAUCGGCCCGAGUACUACUAUCGAAAUCAACUUGUUCUUGAUCUGUCAAAUAAAGCAGUACAAGAUUUUGUCUAUGGUCUUGUUGAUCGAAUGUUUACCGAGCAUCCAAUGUUAGCAUACAUUAAAUGGGACUGUAAUGCUGUCAUUUAUAAUGCUUAUUCAUCAACAAAUCCUCAUCAAUCACAUCUCUACGUAGAUUAUGUUCAUGGUCUAUACAAUGUUCUUGAUCGUCUUCGUCGAAAAUAUCCAACUGUACCAAUUAUGUUAUGUUCAGGCGGCGGAGGACGAGUUGAUUAUGGUGCUCUCCAGUAUUUCACUGAAUUUUGGCCAAGUGACAACACUGAUGGUAUCGAACGUGUUUUCAUUCAAUGGAGCUAUUCUUUCUUUUUUCCAGCAAUUGCCACGUGUAAUCAUGUUACUGAUUGGGGAAAACAAUCUUUAAAGUUUCGAACAGAUGUGGCUAUGAUGGGCAAAUUAGGUUAUGAUAUUGUAGUGAGCAAACUUGAUGAACAUGAGCUUAGUUUUAGUCAGGAGUCAUUACGUAUCUAUAAUCGUAUCAAACAUAUUAUAUGGUAUGGUGAUCUAUUUCGACUUGUAUCACCAUAUCGAUCUGGUAGUGACAUAGCCUCGUUAAUGUAUGUCAAUGAGAAUCAAAGCCAAGCAAUCUGGUUCACUUAUUUAAUUAAUAACCGAUAUCGAGCGGGCAGUAAUCGUCCGAUUCUCUUAAAAGGAUUAGAUCCAACUAAAACUUACAAAAUUCAAGAAAUAAAUAUUUAUCCAGACACGAACAACUCAACAAUUAUCAAUGAGAACAAUGUAUCAGGCGAUUAUCUAUUGACAUGUGGGUUUAAUCCAAUGGUGGAUGAUAAGCGAAAAAGUGUUGUCAUCGAAUUAACCGAGCAAAGCUUAUAA